Lindgomyces ingoldianus is the source of this 1617-nucleotide messenger RNA. RefSeq names its product SET domain-containing protein. The record is from RefSeq and is a predicted model, not a curated record. NCBI's taxonomy places the organism in Eukaryota, Fungi, Ascomycota, Dothideomycetes, Pleosporales, Lindgomycetaceae. The transcript has 3 exons. Bases 1 to 1617 code for a protein of 538 amino acids. Gene Ontology annotation, molecular function: protein binding.
AUGCAGAGCAUGAACGGCAGCUCAAUGUAUGCUUUAAGAGAUGUCCCAGGGAAGGGCAAAGGCCUCGUCGCGAUCGAAAAUAUCCCCAAAGGCACGCGAAUUCUUUCGGAACAGCCAGUUAUCACGACACCCGAACGCCAACAGGACGAUGAGUGGCUAAAGAGACACAUAUCCCAGCAAGUCGAUUCCCUUAGUGAACACCAACGACAAUCAUUCUUCUCCUUGUACAACCUCUAUCCAUACCAAAAUGUCGCCGAGCAGUCUCUCGGUAUCAUUCGAACGAACGGCCUCCCCAUCGAGGCCAACGGAAUCGAAGGGGGAGUCUUCCUUGACGCCUGCCGCAUCAACCACGACUGCGAUAACAAUGCACAGAAACACUGGAAUCAGUCCAUCAAACGACACACUGUCCAUGCUUUGAGAGACAUUCCCAAGGGCGAGGAGAUCACAAUAUAUUACCUGCGUCUCGAUAGCAACCGCGCAAUCCGCCAAAAAAAACUCCAGGACAAGUUUGGAUUUCUAUGUUCCUGCCGUCUGUGCUCUUUACCAACACAGCAGAGCCAGGAAAAUGAUAAAAGGUUGGAGAGAAUUGCCCAGCUGGAUGAUCUCAUUGGCCGCGACGGUAUGCAGUUGAACUUUUGGCUACGAACCCUUCGCUAUGUUGAUGAACGGGUCCGUCUCUACAAUGAACAAGGACCAGGCAACUCUGGUCUGCCGCGCGCGUACCUCGAUGCCGCUCAAAUUGCUAUCGCCAAUGGUGACUUGGCAAGAGGACGCAUCUUUGCAGAGAGGGCAGUGGAAGGAUGGCGGACGGCCUGUGGCAGUGACAGCAAAGAGGUGAUUGAGCACCGUUCAAUAGCACAAGACCCCGCCAAACUCCAUCUAUACGGACUUUCCAUGAAGUGGAAGACAUCUGAGGAGGAGGUUCCACAGGGACUUGACCCGAACGACUUCGACGACUGGCUCUGGAAGAGAGAGAAGCCAAAGAAGGUUGAGCAAUUGGGACAGUUGACAGAUCUUCGCAACCGCGAGAUCUUCCCUAGCUUCGCUGCUCUCCCAAAUAGCAAUAAGGUUGAUUUAGACUUCUAUGAGAAAGUCGAUGAUACCUAUCAACCGCUACGUCUCUGGUGCUUCCUGGGAGAAAUUGUCGACUCCAUCACGCUUCAUCAUCUAGAGUUGACGCUCACGGAUAUCGACGAUAAGAAAAUCCCACUGCACUUCAAUACUGAUGGCCGAGGCAGAGAAUUGGCACCUGCGCAGAUUCAAAAGGGGCAUACGGUUGCGGUUCUUCAUGCACAACGUCGCGUAUUUAUGUAUGGGGAUCCUGGUAUUGGUCUUGGGGAUCCCCAGAUGCUCAAGAUCUUCCCAGUGUCACUAAAGAAGUUGCUGGAGUUGAACGACCAGGUUCAAAAAUUUUCGACGAAAGUUGAUGGAAUCAGAACGUGCCAUGGGUGCAGCAAGAAGGCAGCCUCCUUGAACCGAUGCGGAAAGUGCCUGUUAUUCUGGUAUUGUGAUAGUGGCUGUCAGAGAACUGGUUGGAGCGAGAGAGGCCACAAGGCUAAUUGUAAGCUGCUAAGAGACCCUGGCUUGCGAGGGUUGUUUUUCCUCAAAUGGGACUAG